AUGAAGUCCCUGGCCCUGCUUUUCCUGCUGUCUGUGGGCGCAGCCAGCGCUGCCGUCUCACCCAUGGCCAUGUGGAACCUUCGCAGCAUGAUCAAAUGCACCAUCCCGGACAGCCAUCCGCUGCUGGAAUUUGCUGAUUACGGCUGCUACUGCGGCUUGGGAGGCAGGGGAACACCAGUGGAUGAGCUUGACAGGUGCUGUCAAGCACAUGACGAAUGCUACUCGCAGGCAAAGAAACUAAAAGCAUGCAGAUACCUCGUGGACAACCCCUACACACAGUCAUACAGCUUCAGCUGCUCCAACAGUCAGAUUACGUGUAACAGCAAGAACGACGAGUGCAAGAUGUUCAUCUGCAACUGUGACCGCACGUUGGCCAUAUGCAUGGCCAAGGCGCCCUACAAUCCCGAGUACCACAGGCUGGACACCAAGAAGUACUGCAAAUAG
Molecule: messenger RNA, 444 nt
Organism: Phaethon lepturus (White-tailed tropicbird)
Lineage: Eukaryota; Metazoa; Chordata; Aves; Phaethontiformes; Phaethontidae
Gene: PLA2G1B
Product: phospholipase A2, group IB (pancreas)
Exons: 4
Coding region: 1-444 (147 amino acids)
Biological process (GO): lipid catabolic process; arachidonate secretion; fatty acid biosynthetic process
Molecular function (GO): calcium ion binding; signaling receptor binding; phospholipid binding
Source: RefSeq, a predicted model, not a curated record